This is a messenger RNA of Fusarium falciforme, 1452 nucleotides long. RefSeq lists its product as hypothetical. Bases 1 to 1452 code for a protein of 483 amino acids. The record is from RefSeq and is a predicted model, not a curated record. NCBI's taxonomy places the organism in Eukaryota, Fungi, Ascomycota, Sordariomycetes, Hypocreales, Nectriaceae. The transcript is spliced from 3 exons.
AUGAGUCCCUAUUCAAGAAUUCUAUCCCGUUUCUUCGAGUUCUUGGCCCUCUUUUCAAUCCUCAGAAAAGCCGAAGGCCCUCAUGUCAUCAUAAACUACAACUUGUCGACUUUGGAAGCCACCCGCCGCAGAUUUCUGAGGAACCUCUGCUUCAUCUGCGACUACAAGAAAGGUGGCGACACGACGACUUCCAUCGCCGUCGAGGACCAACCUGACUGCUUCAUGUUCUGGAUGGCCGGGAAUGUCACUCCAACAUCGAGAGUUGUUGAUUUCUUGGAUCGUGUUCUUGACAGUUUGCAAGGGGCCGAGGCACUUGACGAGCUGCACAGAAAAGAGCUGGAGGAUAGACUGACGGAGGAUUCUGUACAGUUUGGCACUGCCAGGAUCCAGAAGGAAUGCAACAUACUACGGAAUGCAACGAGGAAAUGCCAGAUUUACUUAUCGACUACAGCGUCGAGCACCAUGACGAGUGACCUUGAAGCACUCAAAAGCUGGCUUCCCCAGUUUCGGUUCGACACCACGGCAGACGCCUUGCCUUUAUGCCAUGCUGCUUAUCGAGCUCGGGAGGAUCCUCAAAUGACAACACUACAGGUUCUCAGCCGUGAGGAUAGUGCAACCCUUGAACAUGCUAAAUCUUUCCAAGCUAUCAGGCAUUUUGUAGGGCGUUUGGCUGAGCGCAUUCGUGUACCGAAGCAGCUUGUCGAGGACGCUAGCCGUUUGGGUACACUUCUCAGCAGCUAUCAUGUGGCCGCGGUUCCUGCUCCUCAACCAGAGAUCGUCCCUCCCCCCGACGUGCAAACUACUCUCCAUUCGAUCACCAGGCGCAUUCUCAGUGCUGGAGACCCAAGGAUCGAGGAGUUCCAAGAGUUCCUCACGAGACUAGAUGAGCAGACUGGACUUGAAACCAAAGUGAGGACCAUGUAUGACAGGGGCGGCAUGCAAUCAAGGGUCCACGCGGAACUGCAAAUGUUGGAGUUUUUCCACAGAGACAAUCGUGUCUUCGUUGAGAACGACCGCUACAUAGCCUGCAGCAAGCUUGCUUGUCUCUGCUGCAAGCUUUACUUCAGACACCACCCAGGUUUCUAUGUGGAACCAGAUUCCCACCAGAAAGUAUACACGAACUGGCGCCCGAUUAUCCUCCACGAAGCGGAAGAAGACUCUCGGUUUCCAGAACAGAGAGCCCUCUUGGGAAAGGUAGGUAGGGACAUCGGCAACAUGCUCCAAGAACAUAUCGCCCUUCAACAGACGAGUGCCGUUUUACAACAGGACUCGAUAACCAACAUUACUACGUCCGAGGACAUGUCGUUUGACUCUUCCGAUUUCGAAUAUGAGUCAUUCGGAGAGUACGAGACAGAUGAAGAAACCGCCCCAGCAACCGAGGCAGGCUUGAAAGAUGACGAGGAGUCUUCUGAUAGCGAUGGAGAAUCUCAGGGAGGUGUGACAUUGUUAUAA